AUGACGGAAAUUAUCGAUAAUGUACCAGACCAAGAAGAUAAUCAUGAAGAAGAGGAAGAAGAACUUUUCUACACCGAAAUCGAUGAGCUUCAAAACCAUGGAAUCAGUGCUGCAGACAUUACCAAGCUUAAAAGUGCUGGUAUUUGCACUGCAAUCCAAAUGACCACACGUAAGAAUCUCUGCAAGAUUAAAGGAUUGUCCGAAGCAAAGGUCGAUAAAGUCAAAGAGUCUGCUUCGAAACUUCAGACAUCUUCUUUCAUCACAGGGACCGAAUUCUCCUUCAUUAGGUCCAAGGUGUUGUGGAUUUCCACCGGAAGCAAACAACUUGAUGCUCUCUUGGGUGGUGGAAUUCCAACAAUGUCUAUUACCGAAGCGUUCGGUGAAUUCAGAACUGGAAAGACACAAAUCGCACAUACGCUCUGUGUCACUACGCAGCUUCCACCUUCUAUGGGAGGAGCGAAUGGCAAGGUUGCUUUUAUCGACACAGAAGGAACUUUUCGACCAGAGAGAAUUAAGUCUAUUGCUGCACGAUUUGGCAUCGACCAACAAGCAGCUCUCGAGAACGUUCUUUUCGCGCGUGCUUACACAUCUGAGCAUCAAAUGGAACUUAUAGUCGAGGUGGCUGCCAGGUUUGCAGAAGAAAGAGGAAUCUAUCGAUUGCUGAUCAUUGAUUCGAUCAUCAACCUAUUUCGAAGCGACUAUUCUGGUCGUGGAGAGUUAGCUGAACGGCAACAGAAACUCAAUAUCAUGUUGAGUAGAUUGGUGAAAAUCGCCGAAGAAUUUAAUGUCGCUGUUCAAUCUGAUCCCGGAGCUUCCAUGACAUUUGUCAGUGAACCUCGAAAACCAAUUGGCGGUCAUGUUCUCGCCCAUGCCUCAACUACGCGAAUAUAUCUCCGGAAAGGACGUGGCGAAGAGCGCAUUGCCAAAGUUUACGAUUCUCCGGAUAUGCCUGAAGCCGAAGCGCCCUAUGCGAUAAGUGGAGGUGGAAUCGUUGAUAGCUCGGGAUAA
This is a messenger RNA of Ambispora leptoticha, 1008 nucleotides long. NCBI's taxonomy places the organism in Eukaryota, Fungi, Glomeromycota, Glomeromycetes, Archaeosporales, Ambisporaceae. The record is from the annotation of a GenBank genome assembly.